GUUUUUACGUUUCAGUAAGAGGGGAUUCAUUUCACAAUUCUUCCACAGCCGCACCCAUACCUAUACCGCAUUUCAAUCUCCGGACGCCGCCGCCGUACGGGACUUCAGAGCUCCAUUUCAAGCAGUCAUCAAUGGACAACCAGGCUCCGCCAGCUGAUGCUGUGGAAUCACUAUCUUUGAACGCGUCCUCUUCAUCCAGUUCCAUGUCUCAGAUGAGUUUGGAGGAGAAAUUUAACAUUAUUAGGAGCAUAGGGGAGGAAUGCAUCCAGGAAGAUGAGUUAAAAAAUCUGUUGGCAAAUAAGCCUCAACCAAUAUGCUACGAUGGAUUCGAACCCUCAGGUCGGAUGCACAUUGCUCAGGGGGUUAUGAAGGCAAUAAAUGUUAACAAGCUUAUAUCUGGGGGCUGUAAAGUGAAGAUCUGGAUUGCAGAUUGGUUUGCUCAGUUAAAUAACAAGAUGGGUGGAGACCUAAAGAAAAUUCAAGUUGUUGGGCAGUAUCUGAUUGAGAUAUGGAAAGCUGUGGGAAUGAAUCUGGAGAGUGGUCAAGUUGAGUUUUUAUGGUCCUCUGAAGAGAUCAAUUCUAGAGCUCAUGAGUACUGGCCACUUGUUAUGGACAUUGCACGCAGAAACAAACUUCCUAGAAUUAUGAGAUGCUGUCAAAUUAUGGGUCGCUCUGACCAAGAGGAAUUAACUGCUGCCCAAAUAUUUUACCCAUGCAUGCAGUGUGCUGACAUAUUUUUCCUCAAGGCUGACAUCUGUCAAUUGGGAAUGGACCAGCGUAAAGUGAAUGUACUUGCCAGAGAAUACUGUGAAGAUAUAAAGAGGAAAAACAAGCCUAUCAUAUUGUCUCAUCACAUGCUGCCUGGCUUGCAGGAAGGUCAAGAGAAGAUGUCAAAGAGUGAUCCAUCAUCUUCCAUUUUCAUGGAAGAUGAAGAGGCAGAUGUGAAUCUCAAGAUAAAGAAGGCAUUCUGCCCACCUAAGGUUGUAGAGAAAAACCCUUGUCUAGAAUACAUCAAGUACAUUAUCUUUCCCUGGUUUAAUGAGUUCAAGGUGGAGCGAAAUCCAGAUAAUGGUGGUGAAAAGACCUUCAAGACUUUUGAGGAACUUGUUGCCGACUAUGAAAGUGGUGCAUUGCACCCUGGGGAUCUUAAACCUGCUCUGUCAAAGGCACUAAACAAGAUCCUGCAGCCUGUGCGUGACCAUUUCAAGAACGAUGCCAAAGCGAAGGACCUUCUGAAGAGGGUAAAGGGUUAUAGAAUUACCAAGUAAUGUGAAAUGCAGGCAAAUUGAAUUUUCGCGAAUUCGGGCUAACCUGAGUUUUGGUGGUGGCAGUUAUCUGCCAUCUUAUUUAUGCUUCAUCCUGUUUCUUAAUACAAGUACUGUAGAAGUUUCUGUUUCUUAUGAAUUUAUCAUAUUUCAAUUAUAAAAGACAAUUGCAGUUGGAUUGAGAUGUUA
Ipomoea nil (Japanese morning glory) is the source of this 1454-nucleotide messenger RNA. RefSeq names its product tyrosine--tRNA ligase 1, cytoplasmic. NCBI's taxonomy places the organism in Eukaryota, Viridiplantae, Streptophyta, Magnoliopsida, Solanales, Convolvulaceae. The coding region runs from base 132 to 1268 and encodes 378 amino acids. The transcript is spliced from 11 exons. Gene Ontology annotation, biological process: tRNA aminoacylation for protein translation. Gene Ontology annotation, molecular function: tyrosine-tRNA ligase activity; ATP binding. The record is from RefSeq and is a predicted model, not a curated record.